Messenger RNA from Ahaetulla prasina, 5072 nucleotides. It is a transcript of the gene NCOA5, whose product is annotated as nuclear receptor coactivator 5. Bases 2884 to 4563 code for a protein of 559 amino acids. The record is from RefSeq and is a predicted model, not a curated record. The transcript is spliced from 7 exons. Gene Ontology annotation, biological process: regulation of signal transduction. NCBI's taxonomy places the organism in Eukaryota, Metazoa, Chordata, Lepidosauria, Squamata, Colubridae. Gene Ontology annotation, cellular component: nucleoplasm.
UGGAAAUGGAAGAACAAACCAAGGAGAUGCUUACAAGAGCCAUCCGGAGCCAUCCUUCAAGCUACCUGUGUUGGGGUCCGCGAACAAAAUGUCUAAAGUGUUGAAGAUAAAUGACUCCGUGUCAGCAAGCUAGAAUUAUUCUGAAACCUGGAAAGGAAGGCCUCCCUCCCUGGGUGAGGAGAAUCGGGUCUUCCAAAACCAUCUCCCAUGGAAGAGGAAACAGCAAUAGUCCACUCUGCUCUACCCGGCUGGUGCAGUGCAGGUUGCUAGAGAGCCAUUGAGAGCAGACAUCUGCCUGCACCCAUUAGAAGGAAGAGGGUGGGCUGAAGGCUGCCUCUUCAGCACUCGGUCCCAGGCACCAUUUAUUAUAAUGCCUUUUCGCUUCCUUCCUUCCUUGAAUAAACUUUUGCUUCGAAGAAGGAGAUAAGGGGCCAUAUUUCUUUCUAUUUCCCUCCCCCACCCCGAGCUUGGAAGAGGGAGGGCGGUGCCCACCACACGCCUCUGCCUCCCUUCCGUCCUCCAGAGCCACAUGGGGGUCCUCCAGAGCCACAUGGGGUGGAAAGGCUGAGAGGCAGGGAUUCCAGAGAAGCUGAUGGCAGAUUCAUAUCACCCAGGUCAGCUUCGGGUCAGCGCAGCAACAAGGGGGCUGAAUUCCACUGGCUCUGGUGGCCAUCGGAAGGAGCUCUGCAGCUAGAAACCCCUUUUUCCCUCUUCAGGCCGUCCUCAAGUUAUGACCUCCGUGGAGACCUGGAUUGCCAUUGCAGAUCAAUGCAACCCUAAAUGAGAUACCAUAUGACCAUACCGACUUAAUGACUGCAGUCUCAGCAUUCCCCAUUGCGGUCGUUAACUGAGAAUCGCAGAUCGUUAAGCGAGCAUCUACCCCAAUCCAGGCCAUUCUGGGCUUGGCCCCAUCAGAGCCCCGAGCCUAAUUAGGGUUAUAACUGCCCCCUGCUCCCCACACCUGCCUAUCUCCCUCACCAUUUCUGCCCUCUGCCUUGCUGUUCAGCAAGCAGCCCCAGAACUAUCCCGGCUUGUUUGCAAUGCUCUGGAAAGCUGUAGCGCCCUCAACCAGUCCCAGCCACAGUCAUCUUGAAGCCCUUGCACUUCGAGACCUCUGCCGCCCUCUGCUCCACCACCCCGGCUGCCUUCUUGCCCCACUGGUGACGAGGUGUGCCCAGCCUGACCCUUGUGCCACAUCGGAAGCUGCUCCCUGACUUGCAUCUGCUUCUUGAGGUGCACCAGAGAGUCCCCUGCCCAGCCCAACUUCAAAUGAUUGUGCCUUGUUGGAUCUAGUAGGACCGGAAUAGAGCCGGAAGGGUGAGAGUGGAGGGAAAGUGGCCGUUGUCAGGAAAUGUGCUUUAAUUCCAGGGGACACUGAGGCUGGAGGGGAUGGGAGAUGGGCAGCUUCCACUGACCCUUGCUGGGCUUACUCUUGGACGGGUUAGAUGGGAUGAUCCCCAAGGUCGCUCUCGACACUCAAUCAAUUUCAAUCAGAGCUAGAAGGGACCUUGGAAGUCUUCUAGUCCCCUGGUCAAGACCCCAUAAUGUUUCAGACAGAUUGCUGUCCAACAGCCAGGAGUUUACUCAGCCUCCAUCCAUCCGAGGUCGGAAAAUUAGGUAAAAAUUACCCACAUUGUUGGCGGAGGGAGGGGCAAGAUGCGGACUCUGCAGACCAUCCAGAGGGGGCUGUAAAGCACUAUGGAGCCGUAUAUAAGCCUGAGUGUUAUUGCGAAAGUGGACUUUUAUUUAGUCAGAGAAAUGACUUAACGGCCCUGCGUCCCGCCUGACGAUGUCCCAGCAGAUGGGCCCAUGACUGUGAUUGGGCCCUGGCUGGGGGAAGAAGCGGGUACCCCUUUGAAGGCAGUGGAGCAGCCCUGCAAAAGCCUUCCCAAUCCAAGGGUGGAAGAAGGGCUCUGGGUGGCCCUGAGGAGCCUCGGCAGAGCCUUGUGGGACAUUUUUGGUCCUUCCCUCACUUGCAAAGUAAGGGCACUCGAAGAGCAAGAUCGUCUCUCGUGGCUUUGAAUAAAGCUGUGCGUGCCUCAGUGGUUUCUGCGUGUGUUGGCUCCCUUCGGGGUCUCUCUCUGUCCCCUUCUGCCUCCCCUCUGAAAACAAGGGGAGCCAUUUUGGAGAAGCAUCUGCUCCAAAUUCUGUAUAAUGAACUGGCAGGCCUUCUGCCCUGGGACGGGCCUGGGGCCUGGAGGGGACUAGUAGUCGCCCCCCAAUAGGAGAACCUGCCUCUCCAAACAUGGCUGACCCAGGCUGAGCAGGAGUGGAUUUCUGUUCUUUCACUGGGGUGGGGGUGGGGCGCCGUAAGUAUUUCCAGAGGCCUGUGGAGGCAGGUCCCACCUGAGAAGCCCGGGAUGGUGGUGGGGAGUUCUUCCUUUUUCUUCAUUCUCUCUGAUUUUAAAAGCAGCCCUCCUUGUGAUCCUUUUUUUUUUUGCGUCUCUCGAAACAGCCAUUUAAAAGGGAAAAAUGGUGCCAUUGCUUUGUUUAUAUAUUCAGAUUUGUAUAAUUAAUUGAGGCAGGCUGGACGGCCGGGUUCCACCAGGGAAGCGGUCCCUUCCCAGGCCAUUUUUCCCAUUUGCGUGGGCCGCGUUGAGUUCGUCGCAAGGCUGCUGGGGCCUUUGUGUGCUGGCAGGUGAGGGGCGUAGCUGUCCUGGGGGCUGCCUCAGAACGGAGGCCUUCCCCGGCCGUCUCUGCCUGCUGGAUCCUGGAUGUAAAUAAAGAUUUUUUGACGCUCGUUGGUUCCUUGUGUGGAUUUCCUGGCUUCACGUUUGUUGCUUUCUUUUCAAUAUACUGACGAUCUUUUCUUUGUUUCAUAGCAUUGAACAGAUGGGUUGAUUAUUCUUUUCAGAUAUUAAUAAAGCAGCGGAAAGAAGAGAAAUGAAUAAGCCUCCCUCAAGGUCCAGCCCAUCGCGAAGGGCUUUUCCCGGUCCUUCCGGCAGGGAGCCCAUCCCUUUCGGCGAGAGAGACGCGCGGAGGGAUCGCUCUCCCAACCGGGGCAGCCCACGCAGAGAUGGCAGGAACGGCCGAGAUUCCCGGGACGGACGGGACCUUCGGGCACGAGAGUUGCGGGGGGGCAGAGAUCACCGAGACCCCAGAGAUUCCCGGGAUGUGCGAGAUUCCCGAGAGCCUCUGUACGAUCGCUUCAGGGAGGCCAGAGAGCCCCAGUACAGGAGAGAGGAAGGCUAUGACCGCUACGCCCGUCUGGAUGACUAUUGCCGCAGGCGGGAGGAGCCCUCUUACGACCGCUAUGGGGAUCCCCUGGACAGGCCCACCCUGAGCACCGAAGAGCGCAUGAAGAGAGAGGAGAGGCGCCGGGAAGAGCUGUACCGGCAGUUCUUUGAGGACAUCAAGAAGUGCAUCGAUGCCGAGCGGCCAGUGGAUUGUUCCGUCAUUGUGGUCAACAAGCAGACCAAGGAUUAUGCCGAGUCGGUGGGGCGCAAGGUGCGUGACCUGGGCAUGAUGGUGGACCUGAUCUUUCUCAACUCGGAGAUGUCCUUGCAGCAAGCCCUGGACGACGUGAGCCAGGGGGGCUCUGCCUUUGCCAUCGUCAUCACCCCCCAGCACCAGGUCCAUCACUCCUGCACCGUCAACAUCAUGUUCGGCACCCCUCAAGAGCACCGGAACAUGCCGCAGGCAGACGCCAUGGUGCUGGUGGCCAAGAACUAUGAGCGCUACAAGUCCGAGGUCCGCGAGAAGGAGCGGGAGGAGAUCGCCAGGCGGGCAGCCAAGAUGGCUGACGAGACCAUCCUGCAGGAGCGAGAGCGCCCCCUGCCGGCUGAGGAGGGCCUCCGGGGGGCCCACCCCCCAGCCAUGCAGGCCCUCCUGAACCUGCUGGCGGACAACCGGUACCUGACUGGGGAAGAGACGGACAAGAUCAUCAACUACCUGCGGGAACGCAAGGAACGGCUGCUGCGUGCCACCGCCGAGCCCCUUUCCGCUUCGCUUCCUAGGCAGACGAUGGGAGCCACAUCGGGAUCCUUGGUGCCCGCUUCCCAGGGGCACCAGAGCGUCCAACCUCUGCCGGCCUCUGCCACAGCCGCCGGGCCCUCUAACCCUCAGCAGGAGCUGCAGGCCAAGAUCCUCAGCCUCUUCAACAGCGGGGCGUCCACCGCUGCGGUGAACGUGGCGACCGGGGGCGGCUCAGGUGUGGGGGUGUCUCCGAAUCCAGGGUUUGCUUCCGGGCCCAGCACGGCCAGCCGCGCCCCGCAACUGGGGGUGACUGGCGUCCCCCAGUCUCAGCAGCGAGCUCCGUCCCAGGCCGCCCAGUUCCCCAACCAUCCAGGUUCCUCUAGGGUUGCUGGUCCCCGGCCCUCGGCUCCCUCACAGCCGUCCCAGCCCCUUUACCAGAGCCGGCCCCCUGCGCCCAAUAAUGUGUCUGCCUCGCGCCCAGCACCAUCCCUGGGGAUCAACUUUGACAACCCCAGCGUGCAGAAGGCCUUGGACACCCUGAUCCAGAGCGGCCCAGCCCUCUCCCACCUGGUGAGCCAGACGGUGGGCCAGGCCCGGGCAGUGCCCCCAGCCCAGCAGGCCUUGGGCUCCUACCAGCGGCAUUACUGAUGCCCACUGGGCUUUUGGCUGCCUGCUGCUGAAUGUUCUGGAUGGUGCAUGUCUCUUCCCCUCUCCAUCCCGGGCAGACUAGGGCUGGAGAAGGCAGCGACUCCCCCCUCUGCCUCUGGACGCCCCCCUCCCUCCCCCGGCCUGCUCCUUCCUUUUCAGUUGGGAAGGGGACCAAGAAGGGGUACACUCUCCUGAGCAACAAAGAGCAGGCCAGAGCUGGCACAGGUGGGUGGCUGGGUGGGCUUAAGGGCCGAUCUGAUCGUGUGGCUGCACGAGAGUUUUUAUGGCUGGUCUGUGACACACGCACCCCUUUGGGUUUGAUGUUGUAAAAUUUGAAAGUUAAGUUUUGGGGAACCUCAUAUGCCCCUUUCUUUUCCAAGUGGCUCUUGGCAGAGGUCGAUUCCUGUUGUUCUGUUCUUGGAUGGUUCGGUUAUGUAGAGGCCUCCUCUGUCCUGUUAGCAGGAGGACAUAACUUUUUAAUAAAAUUUACAUAAUGUAUAUAUUAAAAA